Molecule: messenger RNA, 2492 nt
Organism: Lampris incognitus (smalleye Pacific opah)
Lineage: Eukaryota; Metazoa; Chordata; Actinopteri; Lampriformes; Lampridae
Gene: rnmt
Product: RNA (guanine-7-) methyltransferase
Exons: 11
Coding region: 277-1449 (390 amino acids)
Biological process (GO): 7-methylguanosine mRNA capping
Cellular component (GO): nucleus
Molecular function (GO): mRNA 5'-cap (guanine-N7-)-methyltransferase activity
Source: RefSeq, a predicted model, not a curated record
CGUCUCACGGGGGCGCGCACCAUGCGGAGGCACGAUGGCGGAAAACGGGCUUGAGCGUGUUCUGUGGUUUCCAAGUCUGCCAGCUUGAGAAAUACUUGACAUAUACUUUGAAAGAAACACAUUUGACUUUUCGUCUGAGUUGGGAGGUUUUAUUCCCCAGACAGUAAGAGCAGAAAUUAUACCGUCAGACGCUGAGGUCAUCAACCUAAUCUGCUGUUUCGUAGCCCAUUCUGUUCUCUAUCCCACAAGCUGGCUGCCUCUGGGCCAGGCAGUGGAAUGGAACGUGGGUCUGACCCAGCUUUGAGUGAGGGUAGAGAGGAGAGAAGAGAAAGGGAAGAAGAAAAGAGGAAUGGCGUGAUGUCGUCUGCAGGAGGACGACAACAGAAAGAAGUAAAGAGGAAACGUGAAGAAGAUGAAACGUCUUCACCAGCAAAUACACUGGGUACAGAACACAGUGUGACUGUAGCCAGUCAUUAUAACAGUCUUCAGGAGACUGGUUUGGCCGCUCGGAGUCAGAGCCGAAUCUUCUACAUGAGGAACUUUAACAACUGGCUGAAGAGCGUCCUGAUAGGGGUAAUCCUGGAGAAGGUGAGAGAGACGCAGAGGGAGGUGGCUGUGUUGGACCUGGGCUGUGGGAAGGGAGGGGAUCUCCUCAAGUGGAGGAAAGGAGGCAUCAGACAUCUGGUCUGUGCAGAUAUCGCUGCAGUGUCAGUGGAACAAUGUCAAAGUCGCUACAGUGAGAUGAGGAGGAGGAGUCGCCCAAGUGACAGAAUCUUCACCGCCCAGUUCAUCACGGCCGACUGCACCAAGGAACUUCUGUCAGCCAAGCUGGAGGAUCCAGAGCAGCUGUUUGACGUGUGCAGCUGCCAGUUUGUCUACCACUACUCGUUUGAGAGCCAGAAACAAGCAGAGACGAUGCUGAGGAACGCCUGUGAGAGGCUGCGGCCUGGAGGUUUCUUCAUAGGAACCACCCCCGACGCCUACGAACUGGUUAAGCGUGUGGAGGCAUCAGACUCGCUGUCCUUUGGGAACGAGGUGUUCAAUGUGACCUUUCAGGAGAAAGGUUCAUAUCCGUUGUUUGGCUGUCAGUACCACUUCACCUUGGAGGGCGUGGUCAAUGUUCCCGAGUUCCUGGUCUACUUCCCCCUCUUUGAGGAGAUGGCUAAGCGCUACAACAUGCAGCUAGUGUUUAAGAAACGGUUCUCUGAGUUCUUUGACGAACACGUAAGGAAGGAGGAACAUCGAGGUCUGAUGAUGAAGAUGAUGGCUCUGGAGCCGUAUCUGUGUGACCAGAGGAGUCCGCUGGCUGCCGUCGCUGAUGGUGAAUACCAACACGCCCAGGAACACACCCAGAAACCCGGAGUACACCUACCUCUGGGCACCCUGAGCCGGUCUGAGUGGGAAGCUACCAGUAUAUAUCUGGUGUUUGCCUUUCAGAAGAUGUCCUGAUGGACACACAGACUGUUAGUGUCAGUUGCUGUGUAAGAGAUUUGCUGCAGGAUGAACAGCGCUCCAUGUUGGUUCAGGUCUGAACUGGUCCAGUUCCGCACCUAGACACACACACGCAACACCCGCCAUCAGUAUGUCGUCGCCUAUUGUAGGUCUGAAUGGUCACAUGACUGAUUACUUCAGUCAGUUCCAUGUCUUUUUUCUUUUCUUUUUUUUUUGGCUUUUUCUCCCCAAUUGUACUUGGCCAAUUACCCCACUCUUCCGAGCCGUCCCGGUCUCUGCUCCGCCCCCUCUGCUGAUCUGGGGAGGGCUUCAGACUACCACAUGCCUCCUCCGAUACAUGUGGAGUCACCAGCCACUUCUUUUCACCUGACAGUGAAGAGUUUCACCAGGGCGACGUAGCGCGUGGGAGGAUCACGCUAUUACCCCAGUUCCCCCUCCCCCCGAACAGGUGCCCCGACUAACCAGAGGAGGUGCUAGUGCAGCGACCAGGACACAUAUCUACAUCCGGCUUCCCAACCACAGACAUAGCCAAUUGUGUCUGGAGGGACGCCCGACCAAGCCGGAGAUAACACAAGGAUUCAAACCGGCGAUCCCUAUGCGAUUUCUUUUUUUUCACCGCUGUCUUGUCUGUACACAGUGUUGUUUUGGACACUGGUUCCGUUUUUCCAUGAUUGAUUUUCCACAGCAAGUAGCUUUGUUUCUGAGGGGUCUUUGGAAUCAAAUUUAAAUGAACUCCUGGUGAAUUUUCGGUGUCUCAGAUGUGAAGAACCAAGUCUGUUUAGGGUUCUCAUUUGGUCCAACGAAGAGUUUAGUUAGUAAUGAUCCUGUAGAAAACCUUGUUUUGUUUUAGUGCUGAGCUGUCCGUAACGUAGUCUUGGUUUAGUGGUGUAUGCUAACAGCUCGGGUGUCUAUAUUCUGUUAUCCUGAGUCAUACCUCUUCAGUUUGUUGUUGUGAUGAAGCCCAGAUGAUGUCAGGGUACUAAAACUGUUAUGACUUUUGUCAGUGGGACACAUUUUUUACUCUAAAUAAAACAUGUCUG